AUGUCGUCGUUGUCGCAGCUUCACCAGUCGGCGCCCGACGUGCCCAUGGUCGUGGCCUCGCACCACUCGCGCAGUGAACGGCGAGUCGCGCCGGCGUGGAGCCUGGCGCAGUUGAAGACGCGACUGGAGCCCAUCACGGGGGUGCCGGCCACGUGCCAGCGGUUGACGCUGCGGAUCGGCUCGCAGGCGCCCAUGGCCCUCGAGGCGACCGACGACGAGGCUGCCCAACUGUCCGCCUUUCCUCUGCAGCCUUAUGCCGAGAUCUACGUCCACGACACGCGUCCCGCCGCCGCCCGCACCGACUUCUCCGAUGUCUCCGCCGUCGACAAGUACGUGAUGCCGGCCGACGAGUACGAGCACCGCUCCGACAGCGUCCUGGCCUGGAAAAAGGCCCAGAAGCUGGGCCGUUUCGACCCCAACGCCGGCUCGCUUGAAGAGCAAAAGGUCAAGGCGCUCGAGCGCGAGGUCCACGAGCGAGGCAUCCAGCUACACCUACGCUGCCAGCUCCUCCCCGCCUCCAGCGACGCCCGCCGCGGCGCCAUCGCCUUCAUCGGCCCCGUGCCCGACAUCCCCGGCACGGCCGGCGCGCCUUGGAUCGGCAUUGCGCUGGACGAGCCGACGGGCAAGAACGACGGCUCCGUCAAGGGCACGCGCUACUUUGACUGCAAGCCCAAUUGCGGCGUCUUUGUGCGCCCGGAGCGUGUCGAGGUCGGCGAUUUCGCCCCGCUUGAUGAUGGGCUCGAUGAGGAUUUGGAGGAGAUUUAG
This is a messenger RNA of Aplosporella prunicola CBS 121167, 765 nucleotides long. RefSeq lists its product as uncharacterized. Gene Ontology annotation, molecular function: microtubule plus-end binding. The record is from RefSeq and is a predicted model, not a curated record. Gene Ontology annotation, biological process: cytoplasmic microtubule organization. NCBI's taxonomy places the organism in Eukaryota, Fungi, Ascomycota, Dothideomycetes, Botryosphaeriales, Aplosporellaceae. The coding region runs from base 1 to 765 and encodes 254 amino acids. The transcript is spliced from 3 exons. Gene Ontology annotation, cellular component: microtubule plus-end; cytoplasm; nucleus.